Messenger RNA from Blastomyces gilchristii SLH14081, 1951 nucleotides. RefSeq lists its product as uncharacterized. Lineage: Eukaryota; Fungi; Ascomycota; Eurotiomycetes; Onygenales; Ajellomycetaceae. The record is from RefSeq and is a predicted model, not a curated record. Bases 437 to 733 code for a protein of 98 amino acids. The transcript has 2 exons.
AUGACCUCGCGGGCGCACAACUCUCACACCUGUUGGUCAUCACUUUUCCAGAACCUUCAACCGCUCAUCCUGGAAUUAGGGAAAUAUUGGCAUGGAUAAAGCAUUAUUAUUGCUAGAUACAACGGAAGAAGGACAAUACAGACCAUGCCAACUCCUGCCGUUUUGGCGGCCGCUAUAAAUAUUUUCCCUGAGGCUCCAUAAACCCAUACCAAGAGCAGAUCGACAAGGGAAAUGUUUAUUCAUUUGAAAGAAUUAUAUAUCCGCGAUCAUGGAUUAUUUCAGCAAGGAGCAAAUUUCAGUUCCCUUCGCCACAGCCAUAGCCAAUAACGGCGAAAUAACCAGGCUCCCGCCCAUUCAUAUAUCUACUCUGGAUUUCUCACCGCUAUUUUGUUUGAUAGAGAGUCCAUAGUUCAUCUUCAGAUUUUCUGGACGAAUUAUGCAAGAUUUUGGGUGUUACGCUGAAGCUCUCCAUCCACGCCCAAGCUGUGGACGGACAGAAACUGCUGACCAGAAAUUACCGAGGAAGCUACAACGGCGGCGACGAACUUCCGACGCCGCUGUGGUCCUAUUGGACGGGGCUACCUCCGUUCCCAGCUUCAGAAAGAUGUGCCACAACCUCUGGGUAGGGCUGACCCCGGAGACAAGAGAAUGGUCUGAAGAGCUGCCAGAGGUUGAACAGCAACGAAGAAGGGCGUCUGAAAGUUUACGAAACAAAGCAUGGAGGACCAACUAAAGGAGCGGAGCGGCCAAGCCAAGAAACCACGAAGCGAGGCCGAACUUGGGGUGGAAAACAGAGCACUGUUACUCGUUAAACUUACAGGAUUUAUACACCAGGUCGAUAGCUAGAAGAGCAGAAUGGACCCUCUUUGGGGAAUCGACGAAGUGGACAUCGCAUGUCAGUCGGAGUAGGCACCGGGCAUGCGGAUGUACGCUGUUUUCACCGUCACUUUGAUUUGGCUAACACCACCCUCAUACGCGUCGCCAGUUGAAUUUGAAUUCUGUGGCAAAUGACUCUUUCUAGAACAGAAAGGCGGAAUACCCAUCGACAAAUGUUAAAAGGGUCCCAUCUCAAACCGAGGAGGUUCCCCGCUGCAAUGCCAUGAAGAAAUUCAUUUUGCUGUUGUCAAUGCUUUUCAAGUGCAUUGGUUGUCUCAAAUCAGCUAUCUGAAAAAGAAAUAGAGGAGACUUUCAAUGUAAAUGGCUCUUGAGAGUCAGUUUACCCAGCUCUAUUUCAGUGCUGCCAGAACAAGCUGCAGGCGUUGAAAACUGAGCAAGAGAUACCAGUGUAACCUACCUCUGCAUCUUGAACUGAGCAGAAGCUAAGCUUCAGUAUCCUACUUGCGCAGAAUCCACCAGCAUCCUGGAGUCAGCUGUUUUACCCUACCUACUACUCUCCUUGUGGCCUAGAUGGCCAACGGGUCCAGUCUAGCGAGAUGAGAUAUUAGGCAAGCUGUGCGGUCUCCCUUGGCUGUGAUUGUUUAGAAUGCACUGAUAUAUUGUUGCAGUAGGACAAUGCUGGGUUCAUUUCUAGUUCACCAGCUGACUGGAAAAUGAAUACCUAUGGUUUAAGCUCCAGUUUCAACUAGAGGCCAUGUCCAAUGAGUGCUCGCUCACUUUAGCUCAAUGACAGUUUGUCUCACGUACAUAUUUAGCAUGUACGUAGUUUAACUAGCACACUGCAUGUACUGUAUGGUAUUUACUACGCGCAAUAUAUUGAUUUUCAAUUUUGGAUUGGAGCAUCAGUUGGAGUGUUCAGGUUCAAAGCUAUGAGUAACUCUGAGUUCACUUUGUUUCUGAUCCCAAGCCUUCUUGCAAUCGAGAUUAGGAUAAAAAAAUACAAAGGGACUUGCUGGUAUAAAAACAGGUUGAGUUCCCUUUACUUUUUAUUGUUUUCUUUCGAUAUCUCACGGUAGAGAGCUGCUGACUGAGAAAAUCACCGGAGCCCCCGUUG